This is a messenger RNA of Bufo gargarizans (Asiatic toad), 1961 nucleotides long. It is a transcript of the gene MAPRE1, whose product is annotated as microtubule associated protein RP/EB family member 1. Bases 149 to 955 code for a protein of 268 amino acids. The transcript has 7 exons. Gene Ontology annotation, cellular component: microtubule organizing center; spindle midzone; microtubule plus-end. Gene Ontology annotation, biological process: protein localization to microtubule plus-end; spindle assembly; regulation of microtubule polymerization or depolymerization. NCBI's taxonomy places the organism in Eukaryota, Metazoa, Chordata, Amphibia, Anura, Bufonidae. The record is from RefSeq and is a predicted model, not a curated record. Gene Ontology annotation, molecular function: microtubule plus-end binding.
UUUGCUCUGCUCCAGACAAAGCGUCACCUAGCAACUAAGCGAAGUAUAAAUUAUUCAUGAGGUGACGUCAUCCCGCACGGCACGUUCUUCUACAGGCGUGUGACAUCAGCACGGGUGAGGCCGGUUUGAACGAGACAGAAAAAGAACGAUGGCAGUGAAUGUUUAUUCCACGUCAGUAACCAGUGACAAUCUAAGUCGUCAUGACAUGCUUGCUUGGAUUAAUGAGUCCCUACAGCUCAACCUGACCAAGAUAGAGCAUCUGUGUUCAGGUAGCAUGUAUUGUCAAUUUAUGGAUAUGUUGUUUCCUGGAUCAGUCACAUUAAAGAAGGUGAAAUUUCAAGCCAAACUUGAACACGAGUACAUCCAGAACUUCAAAGUGCUACAAGCCGGCUUCAAGAAAAUGGGUGUGGACAAAAUAAUUCCAGUGGACAAAUUGGUGAAGGGAAAGUUCCAGGACAACUUUGAAUUUGUACAGUGGUUUAAAAAGUUUUUUGAUGCAAACUAUGAUGGCAAAGACUAUGAUCCAAUUGCUGCUAGACAAGGACACGAGUCCGCCCCUGCCCCAGUCCUCCCCACUCCAGUCAUGAACAAACCCAAGAAGCCGAUGGGAACUACAAAUUCUGCUCCACAGAGAGCCGUACAAGCCCAGAGGACCGCGGUAGCAAGCAAACCUGCCCAGGGAGUUGCCAGAAAGCCUGCUGCCAUGGGCAAUGGUGAAGAGGAAUCUGCAGAAAUAAUUCAACAGAUGAACGUCUUGAAAAUCACAGUUGAAGACUUAGAGAAAGAAAGAGACUUUUAUUUCGGCAAGCUAAGGAAUAUUGAACUGAUCUGCCAAGAGAACGAAGGAGAGAGUGACCCUGUCCUGCAGAAGAUCAUAGAGAUUCUUUAUGCCACAGAUGAUGGCUUUGUCAUACCAGAUGAAGGCGCACCCCCGGAGGACCAGGAAGAAUAUUAACGGCACUCUCGUACCAUGCAGUCAUUUCCAGAAAAACAUUUUUUUUUUUUUGUUUCCCUCCCAAAUCAUGUGCUUAACUGUAAAAUAUCCCUUUUAUUCUCAGAGGGCUGGCUCAGCGCCUCACUUUUUGAAAGUGUACUUUGCCAAAGUUUCACUCAUUUUACAGUGGUUUAACCUUGGAGAUGUCUCAUUUUGUAGCAAAGAAGUAUUGUUUUUUUUGAACAUUUUUGAGGACUUGAGAAGGUUCAUAUGUUGCAGAAAAGAAUGUUUUAAAUUGAUUGUCGCUAAAUGAAACGUGGGGUUGGGCAAACGACAAAAACGUAUUGAAAGUCUUGUAUUCGUUGUAAUGAGAUUAAAUCUAGUGAACAAGAGUUGAAAAUGCCUUAAGAAGUUUACACGUGCUUUCAUAUCGAAGCCCAAGAAACUAUAACCCUGGCGGCAUGAGCGAGUUGCGUGCUCGUUGUGAAGCUGGUGUGCGUUCUUCUUAAUCGUUUAAAGGCGUUUUCCUGGCUCCUCAUAUUGUUGACUGAGUGGAACAGGAAGCAGAGCUCUGUUCAAAGUGUGGUGGUCUUGUCCGGUUACUGCAGCUUGGCUCCCAUUCAUUUUGGUGACAGCUAAGCUGCAGUAACCCAGCACGGCCACUACGCUUUGAACGGAGCUGUGCUUCCUUUUCUAUUCAAAGUGUCAGUGCCAGCUCCAGAGGCUGCAGAGAACAGCUGAUCUGUGGGGGUGCAGGUGUCAGAUCCUCACCAAUCGGAUAUUAAGGACCUAUCGUGAGGAUAAGUUAUCAGGAGCCUGGAAAACACCCUUUAAUGCAUGCAAAAGUAUUGAGACAGCUCCCCCACCAAUGUGCUGCUCUCAGAUGCUGUGGGAAAUGGAUUUGUGCAUCUGCCUCUACCUCUUGCAUCCUAUUGCUCUCUACUUUAGAUGGCAUUGUUGCAUGAAGACCCCUUUGGCGGCCUCGAGGGUAACGGAAGUUUAAAAAUAAAUAUAUAUAUAUCCAGGA